AAUCCCAAAUCGCCCUUACUUAAUUUAUGUCCAAAACAUAUAUUCUUCUUUAAUUUUCUUAUUUAUAUUCAUCAUCCUUCAUACAAUUUUUAUGCACGUCAAGCAAUUGUUUACCAAUCCCAGGUAUUUGCUAAAAGUGAACUGUUUACCAAUCCCAGCUGCUCUCUGAAGCUGAUCAAAGCAUAAAGGAAAACGAAUUCGAGUUUCAUACUUUCAAGCUUUCAUACAAUCCAUGGCUAAUAAACAAGUGGAUGGUACAAUUAGCUUGGCGGUUUUGGUGGACAAGGAAAAGAAAAAGGUCAUUUUUGCUGAGUCUGAUGGUGAUUUGGUUGAUAUUCUCUUCAGUUUUUUUACAAUUCCUGUGGGAAAAAUUAUCAGGCUUUCCUCAGAUAAGUCAGCAGUGGAGAUAGGUUGCAUGAACAACUUAUACAAAAGUGUUGAGAGUAUUGAUGAUGAGCAUUUCCAUUCUACAGCAUUCAAGAAGAUGUUGCUAAGUCCUCGCAACAAUGCCGAAUCUCAUUGUAGUAAGCUGAAGCUGAAAAUAGAUGAUCAGACUACUAUGUAUUUUGGCUGUUGCAGCAGCCCAACUUAUUGCGGGCUUUUGAGUCAUUACAAAGGUUCUCUCUGUAGAUGUGGAGAACGCAUGGAUUAUCGUCUACAUAUCAGUAACAGUAAGUCGAAAACGCCUUCUUUUAGUGCCAAAGAUGGAAGUGUGUUUGUCAAAGGGAUGAGCAGAUUCAUAAUCACUGAUGAUUUACAAGUGAUGCCCAUGUCCACUGCCGCAAGCUUAUCUUUGCUUUCCAAGGUUGGAAUUACGGAUUCGAGUGGCAUUGAGCAGGACGUUUUCUCUCUAGGAGUUGAUGAGGUUCUGAAUUUGCUUGUGUGCUCAUUACUAUCAAAAACACCACUGACGGAAACUCUUCUGAAUCAUAAACCAGCGACCGAGUUAAAUGCAGGAAAUUUUGAUCAAGGAAAACCUGUUGAAUACCAAAUGGAAGACCAGAAGAAUUUUCUAGAUGGAAAGAUUGCUAUCAAGCUUAUGGUGAGCAAAUCUAAGAAGAAAGUUUGUUAUGCAGAAGCAAAGAAAGACUUUGUUAAUUUGCUCUUUAGUUUCCUAACUAUUCCACUAGGGCAUUUUAUGAAACAAAAAUAUAGCAGUUCUUUGAAUGGAUGCAUAGAUCACUUGUAUAAGAGUGUGCAAGAUCUUGAUGAGCAAUGCUUGAAGUCCAAUCACCACAGGGAAAUGCUAGUCAGUCCCAAGCUUGCCUCUGGUAUUGGUUAUGAGAAUGAUUUAUUGGGAAUUAAGGAAGCCCCACAUCCUCCAUAUUAUUUUGCCCAUAUACGCUGUAAUUCAUAUUUCACUAGUGAUAAACAUCUUAUUCCUUCUGAUAAUAAUACAGUGAUAACCGAACUGAAAGUUGUGGAUCCAAAACCUCAUAACGAAGAUGGUGGUGGAUUUAUAACAGGACAGGCAAUUUUCACAGUGACAGAUGAUCUGAUAAUAAGACCUAUGUCUUCAAUCUUAGACCUCUCCAUUCUCAAUGACUUGAAGAUACCUUUUAAUGACAUUGAGGAGCAAACUGUGCUUGUGGGGAAGGAGGAGGCUUUGAGUCUUUUACAGACUUGUUUUGUGUCGGAAUCUGCUCUAACCAAUACCUUCAUAAGGAAUCCAAAGCAAUGCGCAAAUGAGGAAACCAAGGAUAAUAUGUAUCAGAAGAUAGAAAAGAAUGGGGAUGCAUCACUACAACAAAAACUUCUUUGCGCAAAUGAGGAAACCAAGGAUAAUAUGUAUCAGAAGAUAGAAAAGAAAGAGGAUGCAUCACUACAACAAAAACCACUUUGGGCUACAGAAUUUUUCAUAGCUAAACUUCUGAGUUUCAUUGCAAGACAAUUUUGCUUCAAAUAAAAAUCAUAUUUUAGUUACGAAUUUACCUCAAUUGCUGGCAAAUACCUUUAGUGACGAAAUAAAAAAUUUGUCGCUUUGCCUA
This is a messenger RNA of Ziziphus jujuba (common jujube), 1988 nucleotides long. RefSeq lists its product as uncharacterized. The coding region runs from base 233 to 1906 and encodes 557 amino acids. The transcript has 4 exons. The record is from RefSeq and is a predicted model, not a curated record. Lineage: Eukaryota; Viridiplantae; Streptophyta; Magnoliopsida; Rosales; Rhamnaceae.